UAAACAGCAGAUGUCCCGGGCCUCGCUUCGUCGUCGCAAUGACCUACGUACCGGAUGGCCAUGACCUACGUACCCGAGGGUCUUACGAAGGUACUAGAUUUUUCAUUUACCUCUGCCACCAAGAACACACUCCUUUGUACAUCCUCUUCUACUUUGAACUCUCUGCUGCUCUUCCAUCUUUCAUGCUAUUUCCCAAACAUCACAUUGUGUCACUACUUAGUUCUGUUGUGUAUUUCCAGGAAAAGCAAAUAUAUUUUGCUGCCACACUAUACAUGCAGCAGACUACACAGCCUGCUGCUGCAGCUGCUGCUGUUAAGCCAGCUGCCAACACUUGGCAAACUUUCAAGAGCCAGUACAGUUCAGGGCAAGACCCAGAAGCCAAGGCACCCCCAAAACCUCAGCAACUGCAUUACUGUGAUGUUUGUAAAAUAAGUUGUGCUGGGCCUCAGACCUACAGGGAGCACUUAGAAGGUCAAAAGCACAAGAAAAAGGAAGCGGCAGCCAAGGCAGGGCCAACUCCCUCACGCCACGCAUCCCUCCGCUGCGAACUUUGUGAUGUCACUUGCACAGGGGCUGAUGCCUAUGCUGCUCAUAUUCGUGGUGCUAAGCAUCAGAAGGUUGUGAAAUUGCACCAGAAGUUGGGUAAACCAAUUCCCUCAACUGAUCCAGUUGUGGUUGGAGGUACCACAAAAACCUCAACUACCACAGCUGGCUCAACAGUAGGUGCUAAAACGACUACUAGCGGUGGCACUGCAUCUACCACUGGUGUUCUCACAACUGCAGAUGGGAAGAAGGAUGAUCUCAAGGAUGAUUUACUUGAUCUGAAGGAGAAGGAUGUAGAACCUGUUGGUCAGGAAUAUAUUGAAGAAAUCAAGAAUGAGGAAGGUAAAGUGAUCAGCUUUAACUGUAAGCUUUGUGAAUGCCGAUUUAAUGACCCCAACGCCAAAGAGAUGCACAAAGGUCGCCGACACAGAUUGCAGUACAAGAAGAAGGUUAAUCCUGAGCUAGUUGUAGAGGUAAAACCAUCAUUACGUCAACGCAAACUACAAGAGGAGAAACUUCGGCGACAGCAGCUGCGCGAGGAGAUGUGGAGGCGUCGUGAGGAAGAGAGACUACUGGAAGAGGAGGAAAGAUGGUACUGGGAAGAGAGGAGGAGAUAUGAAGAGGAGUGCGAGUACCUGGACUGGUGCCGCAGGUAUCCCCGUGGCCCCCCUGGCCCACCACCCAUGAUGCCCCCUGGCAUGCCCAGACCUCCCUUCAUGCCUAUGCCUCCCAUGAUGCCAAUGCGUAGACCUGACUCAAGUGAUGACAGACAUGUGUUGGCCAAGCAUGCAGAUAUAUACCCCAAGGAAGAAGAACUAGGAGCUAUUCAGAAGAUAGUAUCGAAUACAGAAAAGGCUUUGAAAAUGGUGUCUGAUUACCUAGCAGAGGUUGAUGCGCCAAAAGAGCAACAGGUUAAGCCAAAGAUAAAGAAAGAGAAGGAAAAGGAGGAAGAAGCAAAGGAAGGAGAAGAUAAGAAAGAUGGGGAGAAGAAAGAGGAUGGUCCACCCCGAAUGUUGAAGGGUGUAAUGAGAGUAGGUAUUCUGGCUAAAGGUCUUCUACUCCGUGAUACAAGUGUGCAGCUGGUGGUGCUCUGUGGAGACAAACCUACGCGGACUUUGUUGGACAGAGUUGCGGAUAACCUCCCUAAACAAUUAGCGGUAGUGGCACCAGAAGACAAAUAUGACAUCCAGAGAGAGGUUGAGGAAGCAGCUUUGGUUGUCCAAAACAUUGGUGACCAGCGGAUCUCAGUAAAUGUGACGCUUACAUCUCCAAUCAUGAGGGAACAGCUGCUACAUGAAGGAGACUCCCAGGUGACCGCCGCCAAGGAUCCUCCAGAUGUGCUCGACAAGCAGAAAUGUCUGGACGCUCUUGCCGCCCUCAGACAUGCCAAGUGGUUCCAGGCUAGAGCAAAUGGUCUUCAGAGCUGUGUAAUGGUGAUCAGAAUUCUGCGAGACUUGUGUCAGCGGGUGCCAACAUGGGGACCAUUGAAUAGUUGGAUUGAAGGAUCAAUGGAAAUUGUAUGGAGGGUAACCAAUUUAUGCAUAUAUUUCAUCCCUACAUGCCUUAAGGUGAUUGCCUUCCGACAAAUCCACAAGGUUCUUGGCAUGGAUCCUAUUCCUCCACCAAAGUUCCAAAGAGGUGGACGCUUUACCCGCAAGAGACGAAGGGACAACUUCGGCGAGGGUAAUGACUCCGAGGGUGAGUUGGACGGUGGAGAUGGGAAGAAGGAUAAGAAGGAGGAUGGAGAAGAAUCCAAAAUGGAAAUGGAUAAAGAGACAAAAUAAGAUUCUUUUUACAAAGGUGCUUGAAUAGAUGUUAGUUUUGUCUAAUAAAUUUUGAGAAAUAUUUCCAGGGUGAAAGUAGUAUACAAUGUUUCAACAAUUGUAUUAAAAGAAUGAUAUUUUCGGAUGAUUUGCAACUUGUAAUGAUUAAUGCAUUCUGUACUUUCUAAUAUAAAUGUGUUCCUUUUAUACGAGUUGGUUCCAUAAUUUUAAUUUCAACCUGACCAACUGUUAAUGGCUUAAGGGCAU
Penaeus vannamei (Pacific white shrimp) is the source of this 2573-nucleotide messenger RNA. The record is from RefSeq and is a predicted model, not a curated record. Lineage: Eukaryota; Metazoa; Arthropoda; Malacostraca; Decapoda; Penaeidae.